This is a messenger RNA of Paramecium pentaurelia, 2781 nucleotides long. NCBI's taxonomy places the organism in Eukaryota, Ciliophora, Oligohymenophorea, Peniculida, Parameciidae. The record is from the annotation of a GenBank genome assembly.
AUGAAUUGCACUCACCAUAUUCAAAAUUAGAUUACUCUGAUAUGUAAAGCUCCUCAUAAGUGCUAAUGCUAAAGAAAACUUUGCGUGGAAUGCCAAUAUGAACAUGGAGUAGAUUUUAAGCAUACAAUUCCUUUAAAAAUAUUUAGAGAGAUGGCUAUGAAGAAAUUAAAAGAUUUCAACCUUAAUGAUACAACCGAGUUAAAAAAAUAGAGAUUGGCCUUUAAAUCAUUGCUUUCUCAAACUGAAUAAUUGAUGAAGAAAAUUUGGGAGGAGUUGUCACAAUCAAUCAAAUAAGUAUAUGAUUGGAUUGAAAAGGAAAACUAAUCAUACUUAAACCUAAUCAAUGAAAACACUAAUCUAGCUGAAUCCUCUUACACUGAUAUAGAAAAAUUAGUAAACAUUGUAGAAGGAUCAACUUUAAAUGAUUGGAAUGCUGAGAAGAGUUCUUAAAUGAAAGAAUUAGAGAAGACCAUGAGUUGGUGGGACCAACAUAUAAAGGCUUUUAUUGAGAAGUCUAACUAAGGAAUUCAAUAGAUCCAAUCAUUAAUUAAGUAAGCAUUAUAAAUCUUAUCUCUAGGGAAGAUGAAGAAGAAGUUUAUUAAAUGAAGGAAGAUCUUUAUGAAAUGCUAAGGUACAUCCAAGAUAUAGAUGAAACUCUCUAUUAAAAGGUUCUUGAAACACUUAAAAAAGAGAAAGUUUCAGACAUUAUUGGAUUCCUGUCGAAGACAAACAAUAAUCAGUUUUAUGAAUCUUUAAACUACAAGUAAGAGAAUAUAAAGGAGAUCAAGAAGUAAGUAAAGAAAAUAACUAAUUUCUUGAGGAAUAUUUAGGAUCAUAAAUUUAAUAAAGAUGACUAUUCUCAUGAAACAUAUGAAAAGGAAAGAGCGGAUCUGGUCAAUAUGAUUAAGGAUAACAAAAGGAUCACAGAAUUCAUCAAAUUUUUAGUACGAAUAACAAGCAUAGAUGUAAAUUUUAUUCAAUCAGGAUCAAAUGGACUUAGUUUAUUAGUGGACAUGAAGGUUGAUCUUAAAAACAAAUCAUUUGAAAAUAUCAAAAUCAAGAAUACUUCUUUAAUUGGAGGGAAUUUUGUAAGAUGCAACUUGAGUGAAACAGAGUUUGAGAAUGUUGAUAUCAGUGGAGUCAAUUUUAAUGGAGCUUAAAUGUUCAAUUGUAAAUGGAAGAACAUUAAAGUCCAUGAAUUGAAUAAGUUGGAUGGUCAUAGUGGAACUGUCUGGUCAGUCUGUUUCUCUCCUGAUGGAAAUACAUUAGCUUCUGGUAGUUGUGAUAACUCUAUCCGUCUAUGGGAUGUCAAAACAGGAUAAUAAAAAGCCAAAUUAGAUGGUCAUAGUAAUUAUGUUAUGUCAGUCUGUUUCUCUCCUGAUGGAAAUACAUUAGCUUCUGGUAGUGAUGAUAAGUCUAUCCGUCUAUGGGAUGUCAAAACAGGAUAAUAAAAAGCCAAAUUAGAUGGUCAUAGUAGUUAUGUAAAUUCAGUCUGUUUCUCUCCUGAUGGAAAUACAUUAGCUUCUGGUAGUGAUGAUAAGUCUAUCCGUCUAUGGGAUGUCAAAACAGGAUAAUAAAAAGCCAAAUUAGAUGGUCAUAGUAGUUAUGUUAGAUCAGUCUGUUUCUCUCCUGAUGGAAAUACAUUAGCUUCUGGUAGUGAUGAUAAGUCUAUCCGUCUAUGGGAUGUCAAAACAGGAUAAUAAAAAGCCAAAUUAGAUGGUCAUAGUAGUUAUGUUAGAUCAGUCUGUUUCUCUCCUGAUGGAAAUACAUUAGCUUCUGGUAGUGAUGAUAAGUCUAUCCGUCUAUGGGAUGUCAAAACAGGAUAAUAAAAAGCCAAAUUAGAUGGUCAUAGUAGUUAUGUUAGAUCAGUCUGUUUCUCUCCUGAUGGAAAUACAUUAGCUUCUGGUAGUGAUGAUAAGUCUAUCCGUCUAUGGGAUGUCAAAACAGGAUAAUAAAAAGCCAAAUUAGAUGGUCAUAGUAGUUAUGUUAGAUCAGUCUGUUUCUCUCCUGAUGGAAAUACAUUAGCUUCUGGUGGUGAUGAUAAGUCUAUCCGUCUAUGGGAUGUCAAAACAGGAUAAUAAAAAGCCAAAUUAGAUGGUCAUAGUAAUACUGUAAGAUCAGUCUGUUUCUCUCCUGAUGGAAAUACAUUAGCAUCUGGUAGUGGUCAUUAAUAUGGAGGUGGUGAUUGUUCUAUCCGUCUAUGGAAUAUCUAAACAGGAUAAUAAAAAGCUAAAUUAGAUUGUCAUACUAGUACUGUCUACUCAGUCUGUUUCUCUCCUGAUGGAAAUACAUUAGCUUCUGGUAGUUAUGAUAACUCUAUCCGCUUAUGGGAUGUCAAAACAGGAUAAUAAAAAGCCAAAUUAGAUGGUCAUAGUAAUGAUGUCUACUCAGUCUGUUUCUCUCCUGAUGGAAAUACAUUAGCUUCUGGUAGUUAUGAUAAUUCUAUCCGCUUAUGGGAUGUAAAGAAAGGAUAAGAAAUUAAAUCCUCUGAUAAAAACUACAAAGAUAUUCUUGCAUAAUUUAAAAUUCCACUUUAGAAUAGCUUAUUAUUACCAAAUGGUAUUUGUUAUUUAUUAUUAUUUAGUUGAGCCAGAUCGUACAAUACUUAAGAUUUGUUAGAAUCCUUUAUUAGAAGCACAAGGAACACUUAUCUUAUAAGGAGAAUUCAUCAACCAUUAAGGGAAAGAUUUAAAACCUUUAUUUAAAUCUAAAGGAAGUUGCUUUUUGGAAACUAUAAAAAACUUAGACAUAAAGAAAAAAGAAGAUUGUAUUGUAUAUUGA